Messenger RNA from Physella acuta, 1970 nucleotides. RefSeq lists its product as uncharacterized. The record is from RefSeq and is a predicted model, not a curated record. NCBI's taxonomy places the organism in Eukaryota, Metazoa, Mollusca, Gastropoda, Physidae.
CUGAUCAAGACUGACCACUGACGAGGAAGUGAGUUAAAUAAAAGCUUGUAAAAAUCAUGUCUAUAUUUCGAGUUGCCUUAUUAUUAUUAUUAAAUAUUAUUAAUUUAUAUUAGGGCCUAAAUAAUUAAACUUUAAACCUGACCUAGGGCUUACUUAAUUAAAUUUAAACUGGACCUACUUAUCUAGAUCUAAGAAUCUAAGAUCCAGAGAUCGCCUACACAGAGUACUUCAGAGAGUAGUGUAGCAGCUGACUGAAAUAUUACCAUGGCAACUCAGCUUCUUGAAUAUCAACUGGAUGAGAGCGGCUUUAAUGCAGAAUGUUAUUUCCCUGGGAUGACUUUCGAUGACUUUGACACACCUGGGGAUGUGAGCCUAUGGAAAAUUUGCCGAAUGUUUGAAGCAGGAAGAGUUGUGCCUUUUAUACAUGGCAACUAUUUGGACUUCAACAAGCUACGAUCAAGCCGAUUUCAUUUUUCUUUAAUUGGAGGCGAUUACUAUUUUGAUUCAUGUAGGUCUAUAUGGGAGGUUGCAAGGAGGUUUCAUUAUUUCCCAUAUAAAAUAACUGUAGAACUCAUUAAUGUUGGCCAAUCUUCCAUAACCAUUCGUGAAGUCCUGGUCAAUCUUCUUGACAACAAGGAGAUAGCAACAUUUUAUGGAAAAUUUGUGUAUGUUGAUAAAAUGACAAAACGCUCUCAAGUUUUGCCGCAUUGGCAUAGAUUGAAAUACCAGAAAGCUGAGUCUGAUGAUAAAAUGCAGUUUGAUUCUUCUUUGAAAAGUGCACCUGAUAAUGCAUACAGGGUUAAGCGCUCCAUAGCUGCGAGUGACACUUUUAAUGACCACACAAACCAAGCGAGUUACGUCAGAUUUGCAUUGGAUGCAGCAGAGUGUGCCAGAAAAGCUCAGUGCCUAAGCCAAUUCACAAGUGACAUUUGUCAGUAUCCUGUUCUAAAAAUGUGCACCUCAUAUCGCGGUGAAACUCUACUAAAUGAUGAAAUUACCACCUCUGUGUGGCAAGAUAACAAUACCCCUGCAGUGCUCAACUUCACUAUUCAUAAAGAUAAUACUUUAUGCUUCACUGCAUCCGUCACAUUUAAGCCAGCACCAUGUUCAAAGCUCUGAAGUUUAAUAAUUAACUAUGUUCAUUUAAAUAGGGCUGGUAAGUAGGUCACCAACCAGUUCUAUGGCUCAUGCAGGUUUUAUUGAGCUGUAGAGCUGGUUGGUGACCUUCUUACCAGCCCUAUUGGUAUUUAAGUCUGUUAGAAAAAGCUUUAAAAGAAGUUAACAAACAUACUUUAUAGAGAAUUGUAUUUUAAGAAAAGUACUCUGAUAUUGUUACAGUGUUUUUAUCACUCAAAUACAAGUUUCUGGGUGUAUUUUUAUUUCUAAGCAUGACAAAUUUCUAUAACACAGUUUGUUUUACUUUUAACCCAGAUUUUUAACAUCUCUGUUUCUUCAUAGUGUUGUUUUAAAAGUUAUUCACCAGGCUAUUUUUUGUUUUAAUAAAACAUAAGGUAAUGAGGCGUAUCUGUAGACAUAAAUAGAACAAAAUGAACAUUUAUUUGUCAUUUUUUUUUCAGUUUCUCAUUUUUUUCACUUUAGAAAAUUUAAACCUGUAAUAUUUGUCAAAAUCUUGUUUUUCUCUUGAUUUCACAUCAAUAAAAUUAUGAUGUUAAAAUUAUAAAAUUUAGUGCCAAAAAAAUGCAAUAGAAAUUGUAAUGUAUUUGUAUUAAAUGAAGUAGGCCUAUUUCUCUUUCACAAUCAUGAUUAUAUAUGACAUGUUGCAAUCAAAAGAGAUUUUUGUACACGGGUCAUCAUAAUUGUUGUCCUGUUCAUCCUUAUGUUAACUACAGGAAAAUCAUGGUUUAAAAUGAUUUCCUAUUAUGACGCAGAAGUGUUUAAACUUUGUGCCACUGAAUUUUACUCUUGGAUUUUUAUGGAAGAAUUUAAAAUAAAAGAUUGUCAUGAAGUGU